Messenger RNA from Stegodyphus dumicola, 1793 nucleotides. RefSeq names its product heparan sulfate glucosamine 3-O-sulfotransferase 3A1-like. Gene Ontology annotation, molecular function: [heparan sulfate]-glucosamine 3-sulfotransferase activity. The record is from RefSeq and is a predicted model, not a curated record. Lineage: Eukaryota; Metazoa; Arthropoda; Arachnida; Araneae; Eresidae.
GUUGUUAAUCAAGAAUACUUCAGCAGCAGAUGCCGCUAAGUUUCGAGAACCAGCUGACAAUGGAAAAGACACCUGGCUACUUGGUGACAUCCGGAGCACCACAGAGGGUAGCGAAUAUGUCGAGAGAUAUGCUGCUACUAAUUGUCGUCAGGGAUCCCGUAACGCGGGCGCUGUCUGACUACGCGCAAGCAUCAAGCAAAAGACCUCAAGAUACCAGAUCAUUUGAAGAUAUGGCAUUUAGGAAUUCCAGCACGGGGCUUGUUGACGCAGAUUGGACAGGUAUUCGAAUUGGACAAUAUGCUAAGCACCUGGAACGCUGGAUGCGUUACUUUCCUCUGAGUCGCAUUCAUGUGGUCAGUGGAGAGAUGCUUGUUGAAGACCCUGUUUUUGAAUUGCAAGCUGUGCAGAAAUUUUUGGGUAUUCGCCCCUUUAUAGGGGCACAACAUUUCUUCUUCAACCAGAGCAAAGGAUUCCCCUGUUUGAGGAAAUCUCCCCAUAGCGAAGUCCCUAGAUGUUUGGGGAAGACUAAAGGACGUUCUCAUCCCCAGGUGGCGCCAGCUGCGCUUCAGAGACUGAGGGACUUCUUCCGACCUUUCAACCAGAAAUUUUACCGGAUGGUAGGACGGGAUUUUGGUUGGCAAUGAAACAAUUUUAAAUAGAAAUCUCUUGAAUAAAGAGACGGAUGUAAUUAUAAAUGAAAAGAUAAAGUUCCUUACUGAAUGCCUAAAGUUCGAUAGGUAUUUUAUAGACGUUGUUAUUUUAUCUUUUUUUUAGAUAUAAUGAAUAAAAUGCAUAAAGUAAAGAAAUUGUAGAAUUAUUUUUGAUGGGUGAGGUAUUGAUGAAAAAAUUUGAAAUUAGCACUUCUUUUUUAAUAUGUUAUCAACUGAGUAUAACUUGUUCCUAGACUGAAUUCAUUUAUAAAGGCUGUUUAAAAUAGAUAAAACAGAGGAAUUACCGAACUGAUUUUCAUUUUACAGAGAGGGAGAGUACUUAUCAUCCAACAAAAUUUUACUCGUUCCAUGCACUAGUCCAAUUCAAAGACAUCUGAAGUCCAGUACUAUGGUUCAUGUCCAAUAUAGUCUGGAAAAGACAAUAUACACUGUGUCUUCUAUUGUUAGUUUCUUUUUCCCAUCUUUAGUGGUUAUUUAUAAGCACAGUACAGAUUUUUUGUGUUCCAUUUAAUUAAAAAUUAAAGCAUUUCUAUAAAAGUGUAAAACUAUUUGCCAUCUCAUCCUGAAAUGGUAACGAAUCCUAGACAUGAUCACUGAGCCUAACAAAAGUUAAGAAUUCCUAAGAAUUAAUAUUUGGUGAGUAAUAAAAAACUCUCAACAAUGGACUUCCUUAGAUGCAAACCUUUCUUGAAUUUCAGUGGAUUUAUUAGAGCUUAUUACGUCUUCCAGGAUCAUUAAAGUUGCUUAAUUUUAGCAACAGCAAAGAGAUAAGGACUUGAAUACUUUCAUAUCGGUAGGAAAUUAUAUAUACGUUCAUGUUUAUGCAAAAACUAUUUUGUAAAAGGUAAAUAUUAAGUAUUUUGUACCUACCAUUUUUUGCCAAAUGUGUGCCUUGUAAUUAAAAGGUAGUAAAUUUUGUAACAUAAAUCAUUCACGUGCCUUUUAAUAAAUGUGUUAUGUCAUAGUUACUUAGGUUAACAAUGGCUUAGGCUUUUGUGAAACUGAAUAAAAAUUUUGGCAUUUUUUCAUGUCUGCUGUCACAUAGUUCUGUCAUUCUACCUUAUUUGUAUAUUUUGUUUGUAUUUUGUAAUAAAUGAUGAAAGCAAAGACUGCUUUAAUAAA